AUGCAGCAGCCAGCGCCGUCGAGCUCUGCCGGCGGAGGCGAGGCGAUGGACCCCUUCUACGACAUUGUGAUCCCUCCGGACUACCUCCAGGGUCUCGACGACGACGGCGGCCUGCGCGCGUACGGUGCGGCGGUGGAGGCGGAGGAGGAUGAGCAGCAGCGGCUGGCCAAGGCGCAGGUGGAGGGCUGCGGCGAGGAGGAGCGGCUGUCGAUGGUCUACCAAGGGCACACGUACGUGUUCGACUCCGUGCCGCCGCAGAAGGUUGACACCAUCCUCUGUCUUCUAAACGGCUAUGAAAUUGCUCCUCAAAGCGCGAAACCACAACUCACUCACCUGGUGCAGCCUAUUGUCGUGCCCCAAGACUUCAACAGAAUGGCGGCCGUGACGCGGUACCGGGAGAAAAGGAAGAGCCUGCUGAAAUUCGACGUGAAGGCCGAUUACUCCAUCCGAAAGGAAAUCGCUUCAAGGAUUGCACGUAGGAGAGGGAAAUUUGUGUCGUCAGGUACGGGAACUGACAAUUCAGUUACUGCCGCCGCUGCACACCACCGCCAAAGGGAGACAACUGAGCUUGAAUUCUGCGCCAACUGCGGAGAGAGCAACGAGGUGACGCCGAUGAUGCGCCGCGGUCCAGAUGGAUAUAGAACACUCUGCAACGCUUGUGGGUUGAUGUGGGCGAAAACCAGGAAGAUCAGAAAUCUCACGGGUCCAACUCGCGGAGGGAACAGUUGUCGGUGAAGAUGCUUGCGCGCCAGACAUCUAACCAAACAGCUUCAUGGUUCAUCAUAACAGUGGCACUGCUUGAUUGAGUUUUUGCUUUCUUGGAGUGCAUGUAGAAA
This is a messenger RNA of Phragmites australis (common reed), 836 nucleotides long. RefSeq names its product GATA transcription factor 19-like. The record is from RefSeq and is a predicted model, not a curated record. Gene Ontology annotation, molecular function: zinc ion binding; sequence-specific DNA binding; protein binding. The transcript has 6 exons. Gene Ontology annotation, biological process: regulation of DNA-templated transcription. NCBI's taxonomy places the organism in Eukaryota, Viridiplantae, Streptophyta, Magnoliopsida, Poales, Poaceae. Bases 1 to 735 code for a protein of 244 amino acids.